AUGUUUAUUGGCAUUACAGGACCACAAUAUAGUGGCAAGCAUACCAUUGCCCAAUACCUUAUAGAGAAGCACACAUUCCAACACUUGGCCUUGAGGAAUGACAAGACAAACGCUGGUCGAGAGAGCAUGUAUGACAAUGCUUUGGUGUUUGACACUGUGGAUGCCAUGCAGCUCUAUGUCACUGAACGCUGGCAAGAGAAUUUCGUCACUUGCAGUGUAGAUAGUCGAGAGCUAUGGAAACUCAAGAAACGCCCCUUCUUUUUGUUAGUUUCAGUGGAAGCACCCAUAACCAUGAGAUACCAACGUGGGCUAGCAGGGUGUAAAGCCAAGGGCAUUAAGCCUGUUGAUUUAGAAGAAUUUUUGACCCAAGACGAUCGCACCAUGUACAACAUGUCAGCACAAGAUGAACAGAAAGUAGACACGACGACAACGCCACUCUACAACAUCAUGGUGACAUCGGAUCUCAUCAUCACCAACGCUUACAAGGACACAUGCGCUUUAUACGAAGCACUAAAUCGCCUAGACAUGACCAACAAGGAAAGACUUCGACCUACUUGGGAUACCUAUUUUAUGCAACUGUCUGAUUUAGCAGCGAGAAGAUCCAACUGUAUGAAGCGCAGAGUGGGGUGUAUUCUAGUCAAAGAUUCCAGGGUAAUGGCAACUGGCUAUAAUGGCACACCACGUGGCCUACGUAACUGCAAUGAAGGCGGGUGUGGACGUUGCAAUGAAGGUGCUUCAUGUGGUACAGGACUUGACAGAUGUCUUUGUAUGCACGCAGAGGAGAACGCUUUACUGGAGGCAGGCAGAGGCAGUUUUGUGUUUGAUAGCGGCGUUGUAUUGUACUGUAACACUUGCCCCUGUUUGGGAUGUGCUAUCAAGAUUAUCCAGCAAGGCAUCAAAGAAGUCGUGUACAACAGAUCGUACGGUAUGGAUCAAAUGACAGCCAAAGUGUUUAAAGAAGCUCAGGUCAAGUUAAGACAACACAGCCCUCCGUCCAUGCAAAUAGAAAUUGGAGCAGACAUAGAAGAGCAGAUAUCGCUUCUCGCGUUGAAAUAA
Molecule: messenger RNA, 1056 nt
Organism: Mucor velutinosus
Lineage: Eukaryota; Fungi; Mucoromycota; Mucoromycetes; Mucorales; Mucoraceae
Exons: 3
Coding region: 1-1056 (351 amino acids)
Cellular component (GO): cytoplasm
Molecular function (GO): zinc ion binding; hydrolase activity
Source: RefSeq, a predicted model, not a curated record